Messenger RNA from Phaeodactylum tricornutum CCAP 1055/1, 2058 nucleotides. RefSeq lists its product with no specific name. Bases 212 to 2026 code for a protein of 604 amino acids. Gene Ontology annotation, biological process: vesicle budding from membrane; clathrin-dependent endocytosis; clathrin coat assembly. The transcript has a single exon. Gene Ontology annotation, cellular component: clathrin-coated pit; clathrin-coated vesicle. NCBI's taxonomy places the organism in Eukaryota, Bacillariophyta, Bacillariophyceae, Surirellales, Neidiaceae. Gene Ontology annotation, molecular function: phosphatidylinositol-4,5-bisphosphate binding; clathrin heavy chain binding; SNARE binding. The record is from RefSeq and is a predicted model, not a curated record.
UGGGGUCCUUCGACCUUUCCAGGCUAUCGUCCAACACUACACGAACACAAACACUGUAUCGCACUGUACUGCACUGUAUUUCACUGCACCGCACGAUCGACUUCUGAAGUGUCUUCUGCCCAGGUUGCGCUUUUUGCACAUUGACAAGGAUCUACACCAAUUGUCCUUUGUCGAGCCGAAGCAGUCUCACCUAUCCGUACUCCAAGCCAUCAUGCGGUUUCUACCAGCAACGCUUGUGGCCGUUGUGGCCAUGGCAACGACGUUAUUGGAUGCGGGCGUCCUGUUCGCAGUGCAAGCGAAAAAGCCUAGCCGGACUCCACGACCCAGUGGGCGGCGUCCGGGUACCGCGGGGGGUGUCAGCGGUAGUCGUAGUAGCAGUAGUCGCCAAGCUCCGGUUUCUCGUAGACGAGUUCUGGAGGAAGAAGACGACGUGGAAGAGGAAGAGGACGAUCUGGGUUUUUCAAUGGAUCUGGAAGAAGAGGAAGAAGACGGUGUUUACGGGGACGAGGAAGAACAGGAAUUGGCUCCCCCUACUCGGAGAUCGGCUUCAUCGAGACGUCCUCCUCCCGCGUCGUCGCGGAAUGCGAGGGCUCCGCCUUCCAGGAAACGUCCUUCGCGUCCGACCCGUGUGAUUGAGGAAGAAGACGAAUAUGACGACGAGUAUACGCGUCCUCGGUCACGGGGUCCGGCCAAACCGACCAAGCGAGGAACUCCCCCGUCAUCGCGUCGUGGGCCUCCCCCGAGAUCUGGCCGAGGAGGUCGCCCCGCUGGUAGACCAGGAUCGGUCGUACCUUACGGAAAACAAAGUCCCGGGGCUGCGGCAACGUUCACCAAGGGUAUUACUGCCUUUCGGAACUCGCUCCCCGAUCCGUCUGCUGUGCGGGAAGCGGUGGGAUCGUCACUAAGCGUGGCUCGCCAAACGACUUCGGGUCUCACGGCAAACAUUUACCGGGAAGUCAAAGGACUCACCAGUUCGGAGCUUGAACAAGUCAUGCUCAAGGCAACGCGACCGGAUGACACCCCCGUUAAGGGAAAGCACGUCGAACGUCUAGUUGGCGUCACCUACCAGAUUAGUCCACGCUACGAUAUCUACGAUGCCGUCCUCCGCAAGCUAUGGGGCAAAAUGGCCGAAAAAGACUGGCGCACGACCAUCAAGUCACUCUAUAUUCUGCAUCGCUUUUCUGCGGAUGGCGCUCCCGAGCACGCCGCCGCACUCAAAGCACGCCUGCGCGAACUCCGACGCACCCGCGAUCCCAAGCGAAAAGACAAGUACUUCAACUCCAAACAGCUCUUGGCCGGCGAAUCGAAUCCGGAAAAUAUCAAGUUUCGGGCCUUCAUGUCCCGCUACGCACAUUACGUCUUGCUGCGCGCGCAGUGUUUCGGAGGGCUCUUUGACGAAAUCUCCCAGGAACCUAAACUAGAUAAAAAGAAGCCCCCUAAGGCCAUUACGACAACGUCGCUCCGGUCGGAGCAUUUGGAAGCUGCCGCUAUGUUGCUGAAGGCCGGUGUUGCUUGCCAACUGAAGGAAGACGAGGCGUGCGAAAACACGGCGAUCGCCGCCGAGCGGGUGGCUUCGGAUUUAAUCGGGUUGACCACUUCGGUUGCCAUUGCCUUGAACCGUGCUCUCAAGUCGUCCGACCUCAAGGGAGGGGACCCCGAAUUGUUGAAAAAGUGGUGUGAGUUCUACAGCGAAGAGCUAUUGCCGCAAACACGGGCCAUGGUGAAAAAGACUUCGAGUAAACUGGACGCCUACGGUCUGUUCCUGCCUUCCCGCAUGGGCGCUUCCUUGUCUCCAGAGAUGUUGCAAAAGGGACUCAAUUUGGAAGGCAAGUCGUUGGAGCCGGACGAAGCCACCGAAGUGGAAGACGAACCCGUGGUAGCCACGGAGAGUCGGGAAGAUAUGGAUGCUACAGAUGAACCCGAGGCCCGCGACGAGGAAGCAGCGGACGAGGUGGUCGAGGAAGAGGCGGAAUUUGACGAUGAAUACGAGUACGAAGAGGAAGAGUACUACGACGAAGAGGAGUAAGCUUUUAAUCAACUCGCGAUGUGAAAACAACG